AUGGAUGCCUAUCUCAAAGUCGUUCGCGACUUAUCCCAGAAGUUUGAGUUCUUCGAGCUCGUCAAGAUUCCACGAAGCGACAAUGCUCCAGCUGAUGCGCUCGAAACGCUUGCUUCCACAUCAGACCCCGAUCUCCGCCGAAUAAUACCUAUGGAGAGCAUCGAUCGCCCAAGCAUCAACGUCAAUUCGCUGUCCCUUGCUCCUGUCACAUUCCCUGAAGUCGAGUCCUCAGCACACGUACCGGGAGGUUCGAACAACGUCUUCGCAGUACCCACGGAAGCUCCCACAACAUCACCUGCCCUGGUUUUACCACGACCAGCUCAAACUCCUAAUACUUCCGCCGACGACGAUUGGCAAACUGAAAUUAUCGCCUACAUCACUGAUGGGAUAAACCCAAAGGAUAAGUGGGAAGCUCGACGAUUGUUCGCUAAAUGCGCCAAGUACACGAUGUUGGAUGGCAACUUAUUCCGUCAUGAUGCUAAUGGCGCCCUCCUCGUCUGCAUCAACAAAAAGGAUGUCAACGACAUCAUGCGCAAAGUGCACGAAGGAGCCGAAGGAAACCAUUCGGGCGGACGCGCUUUGGAAUCCAAAUCCGUCGCAAUGGUCAUUUCUGACCAACUAUGA
Camelina sativa (false flax) is the source of this 624-nucleotide messenger RNA. NCBI's taxonomy places the organism in Eukaryota, Viridiplantae, Streptophyta, Magnoliopsida, Brassicales, Brassicaceae. The record is from RefSeq and is a predicted model, not a curated record.